GAGAAGAGCUGCGGUUCUGAACGCGCGACUUCCCUUCAGCGUUGUGUAGAAGCGGACUUCAUCUGAGAACAGUCAGCGAUUAUUGACCUGUCUUUGAGCAGCGGCGUCGGUAGGCACAUUGAGGGUAAUUGAGCAUCGUAGUACCAGGUAAUUGAGCGUAGUACUCGCAUCCCAAAACAGGGAGAGUGGAACUUGUCCACGGAGCGCUAAGGAGGGACCCAGUGGAGAGAGUAAAGAGAAGAGGGGUCAAUCUCCGUCUGUAAGCACUAUCUUACCAACCUAACUAGGACUUCCAGAAAUAUAACUUCUGAACAGGGCACGCUAAAAGGACCCAGAGUAGAGAGAGCAGAGGUCCAUCUCCGGAGACACACCCAACAUCAGCACCAAGCUAAACAGAACUUCCGAAAGUUAACAAGUGCGUAAGGACUACUCGGAGAUGGCCAACGCGGGGAUCCAGCUGCUUGGUUUCGGACUGUCCCUGGUGGGAAUUAUCGGUCUCAUCUGCGGGACCAUCAUGCCACAGUGGAAGAUGUCGGCGUACGUUGGGGACAGCAUCAUCACAGCCGUGGCCAUGUACGAGGGACUGUGGAUGUCCUGCGCCUUCCAGAGUACCGGCCAGCUCCAGUGCAAGAUCUACGACUCCAUCCUACAACUGGAUAAUGCCCUCCAGGCCACGCGUGCCCUGAUGAUCGUGGGCAUCAUCGUGUCCAUAGCUGGGCUGGGCGUGGCCAGCAUAGGCAUGAAGUGCACCACCUGCGGAGCGGACGACCGCGCACGCAAGUCGCGCAUCGCCGUAACUGGGGGAAUCAUACUGCUCGUAGGAGCCCUGUGUGCCAUUGUGGCCUGCUCGUGGUUUGCCCACAAUGUCAUCCGAGCCUUCUACAACCCAUACACACCAGUCAACACCAAGUUUGAGUUCGGGGCUGCCAUUUUCAUCGCCUGGGGGGGUUCCUUACUGGAUGUGUUGGGGGGCGCCUUGCUGGCGGCCUCCUGCCCCCGCAGUAAACAGCUGUCCAAGUACCCCCCCAAGAAUGCCAACGCCUCUCGGGCCCCCAGUGCCAAGGAGUACGUUUGAGCCCAUCACCCUCUAGUGGUUGAGAAGAAGAACAGCAAAAAAGGGGACAAAGGAAAAACAACAGACUGUGGAGUCUUUGUUGCUUUCCUCCUUACUCCCUCCCUCUCCCUCUUAUCUGUCUGUCUGUCUGUCUGUCUGUCUGUCUGUCUGUCUCGGUGGACCGAUGCUGUUUUUCUUCCACACAAAGCUCAAGGCUUGUUUUUUUAGUGUUUGGUUAUGUGAAAAGGGGUGGGAGCAAAGAAAGAAAGAAAGAAAAAAUGUGCCCCCCCCCUCUUUCUUUUUAAAAUGAAGGACAAAAGAGAGCACCUGUUACAAGUCAUUAUCUUGAAUGCUCCACUAAUGUGCCUUUCUCGGAAAAAUACACAAAGAAAAACUAAUUACAAUGAAAGAUGUAUUUGGAUGGAUGUAUAAAACUAGCAGUCAGGGCCUAGCUUUACCUUUAGAUCUGUGCAACAAAGGGACAAUACUAGUCAAACAAAAUCCUGACAUUUGUGCAAAAAUGAACAUUUUCAGUUCAAUGAGUGCAUUUUAUAUUAAUGUAUAUACCUCAGUUGCAUAAUGUAUCACAGUCAGGUGCUGUGCAUUAAAAGAGGAUUGCAGUAUUUUGUAACCAGAGAUGCUGACAAAGCAUAAAAAGAAAAAGCUUAGUUCCCUCUUA
Messenger RNA from Engraulis encrasicolus (European anchovy), 1733 nucleotides. It is a transcript of the gene cldn7a, whose product is annotated as claudin 7a. The coding region runs from base 437 to 1075 and encodes 212 amino acids. The record is from RefSeq and is a predicted model, not a curated record. The transcript is spliced from 4 exons. Lineage: Eukaryota; Metazoa; Chordata; Actinopteri; Clupeiformes; Engraulidae. Gene Ontology annotation, biological process: bicellular tight junction assembly; cell adhesion. Gene Ontology annotation, molecular function: structural molecule activity. Gene Ontology annotation, cellular component: bicellular tight junction; plasma membrane.